This is a messenger RNA of Macrosiphum euphorbiae (potato aphid), 426 nucleotides long. The record is from the annotation of a GenBank genome assembly. NCBI's taxonomy places the organism in Eukaryota, Metazoa, Arthropoda, Insecta, Hemiptera, Aphididae.
AUGAACAAAAUUUUUCCUUUUAAUAAAUUUAUCACGGGCUUUAACAUCAUCAAAGCCAAUGGUGGACCAUUAAACGCCUUCAAAAAAUUAUUCAGACAUGAUGAAUUGAAAAUUGGUACAUUAGUUGGCACUGAUGAAAUGGGCAAUCGCUAUUAUGAAAACAAUACGUAUUUUUAUGGACGUAAUCGUUGGGUAGAGUACAAUGACCAAGUUUAUUUGAAUUAUGAUGCAAGUCAAAUUACUGCUGAAUGGUAUGGUUGGAUCCAUUACAAAACGGACCUUCUUCCAUAUAAUGAUCCAAAUAGGCCGAAGUACAAGUGGAUGGCCAAACAUACAGAAAACGAAACUGGUACCGAACGUCAAUAUGUACCAUAUAGUACAAUGCCACCAAAAAUCCAAGCUUGGGUACCACCGAAUAAGAAUUAA